UACUUUUCUUCCUCUCAUUGCACAAAAACAGGCAUCUUUGGGGAGUGCUGCAGAAGGGUUUUCAGAGCCAUGGCACAUAAUUUGGCUGCUGUUUCAUUCCACUUUCCACAGCUUAUUAUCAACCGGAAAUGCCAUCAGAAAAGGCAUUGUUUUAGAAGCUUUGCAGUGAAGAACAACAACAAUAAUCAUCAAAACCCACCAAUUUUCUCUCUUAGAUUCUCCACUUUUCAUCCACUUUUUGAGUCUCCUCAUGCUUCGUUUGAUGAGUAUAUUGGAGACGAAGAUCGAUUGUUGAGAGCUACUUUUUCGGGAAAAAGUGAAAAAUUAAGCAAGGGUGAAUGGAGAGUCGAAAUGCCAUCUUUUCAAUUGCUAUUCCUCAAGCUUAGCCCUGUAGUUGACGUGAGACUAAGUUGCAGAAGCUCCGCCAAAGAUUACCCUAUUCAUAUUCCUCGCCAUGUCGCUAAAUUUCUUGACCUUCAAAUGAUGAGAUGGGAGGUGAGGGGAAUGGGCAAAGAUUUCAAACCGCAAAUGUUCAGAAUCAGUGUAAAAGGAGCGACGUAUGCCGUUAGAACAGAAUCAGAAUCAAAAAGUGUGCUGAGAAAUCAUUUGAUUCUCGAUCUUCACAGCUUUGAUUCGCCCAUACCCACUGAUUUUCUUCAGCCAUUUGCAGAAAAGGGAUUGGAGGGAAUGAUGAAGGAAAGUAUGAGAGAUUUUACACAAAAUUUGGUUUUGGAUUACACCAAAUACAAGAAGGAGAAGCAAAGCAAGAAUGCCUAAUAUCUCUUACAUUUUUUUUAU
This is a messenger RNA of Cucurbita pepo subsp. pepo (vegetable marrow), 798 nucleotides long. RefSeq lists its product as uncharacterized. NCBI's taxonomy places the organism in Eukaryota, Viridiplantae, Streptophyta, Magnoliopsida, Cucurbitales, Cucurbitaceae. The record is from RefSeq and is a predicted model, not a curated record.